GCGUCGGUCUUUCUUUACAGUUUGCCACAGAUUUUGUACGUUUCUUUUUAAUGGGUAUCGCCAACCCUGCUGGUGGAGAUCAACAGGAAACAACCAGUGAUCGUAAUGUUUUCUAACGAGCCACAGUGCUAAGUGGCUAAACCGAGCGAGCCGGUGUCAGGGUCUCGGCACUCCCCGAGUCUGAGCGGAAACGCGGGAUUUGACUAAUCGGCCAUGUUUGUAAGCAGGGGUCAUGGAGGUUGAUGACAUGACCAAGGAGGAGCUUCAGAUGUGGAUCAGGGAGAAGGUGAAGAACGCCACGAUGGACUCUCCUGAAAUGUUGAAGAAAUGCAACGUGCUGCAGUCUCUUCUGAGAAGGCGAGAAAAAAAGGCUGCACAUUUCCUGAAGCUCUGCCAUGCAAAAUGGGAGUGGCAAAAGGAAACUGGAUGAAGACAGAAAGGCAGAAAGGGAAGCAAGUUAUCGUUCUCUCUAUCUAAAGAAAGAAGCAGUUGUAGUGUUGACCAGAUAUCCUGAACAUAAACUCGGGACUCUACGUUCUUCGUCGCCUGUGCAGUAUAGCUCUGAUUAUUCCGUGAGCAGUUUUGAUUCUGAUACAAGGUGGGAACCAAAAGACGCUUCAACUGAUGAUGAUUCUGAUUCUUUGAUGUCACAUUCAUCAAGCAAGAGGAGAAAAAUGGAACAGAAACCUGGAAAAUCUACUAAGGACCAUGAAAAGAGAUCACAAACUUUACAAACAAACAUUAAAAUUAAAACCAAGACUGGUGCAACAACAACAACAACAUGUGCUCCACAAGCAAGCGCCAGUACCAAGACUGGUGCAAAUAACACUUCAUCACUACAGGAAACCAAAGCCAAGACUGGUGCAACAACAACAUGUGCCCGUCAGGCAAGUGCCAGUACACAGACUGGUGCAGAUAAAACUUCAUUGCCGCAAUCAAGUACAAAUACCAUUGCCAAGACUGGUACAAAUAAAGCUUCAUCAUUACAGGAAAGCAUUAAAACUCAAGCCAAGAGUGGUGCAACAACAACAUCUGCCCCACAAGCAGGCACCAGUACCAAGAUUGGUGCAAAUAAAGCUUCAUCAUUACAGGAAAGCAUUAAAACCCAAGCCAAGAGUGGUGCAACAACAACAUCUGCCCCACAAGCAGGCACCAGUACCAAGAUUGGUGCAAAUAAAGCUUCAUCACUACAUGAAAGCAUUAAAACCCAAGCCAAGAGUAGCGCAACAACAACAACAUGUGCCCAACAAGCAGGCACCAGUACCAAGAUUGGUACAAAUAAAGCUUCAUCACUACAUGAAAGUAUUAAAACUCAAGCCAAGAGUGGUGAAACAACAACGUGUGCCCCACAAACAAGCGCCAGUACCAAGACUGGUGCAAAUAAAACUUCAAUGCCGCAAUCAAGUGCAAAUACCAGUGCCAAGACUGAUGCAAAUAAAGCUUUAUCACUGCAGGCAAGCGCAAACAGUGAAGGGUCUGCACAAACUGUAACUGCUCAACGUCAAGCCCCUGAAGAACAUCCCAAGUCUGCUCCUGUAUUGUACCGUAUAAAACAAAAAAUCAGUGUGGGCAUGACAGUCUUGGCCAGGAGGAAAGCCCUAAACUGGCAACGGGGAAAGGUCUUAGUCAUCAUAACAGAUGAAGAUGGAAAUGUAAAGUACCAGAUUAAUUUUGAUGACAAAAAGAAGCUCGUAUCAGCACACCACAUUGCCUCAGACACCAUACCCGUUGUGGAACAGACGUUCGUAGGAGCUCGUGUGGUGGUCAGGAAACGAGAUAACGAAUCACAGUUUUUCCCAGGUGUCCUGGCAGAUGUCCCCAGUAGAGCUAACCGCAUGAGGUUCUUGGUCUUUAUGGAUGACCACACUCCAAUAUACGUUGGCUUGCCUUUACUUCGUCUGUUGUAUAAACCACCGGAAAACGUGGUGGACGACAUUCCGGCAGGCAUCCACAAGACUUUCAUGAAAAGUUACUUGAAGGAUUGGCCGUUCCCGCAGGUGAUCCAUUUCCGCGUUGGCCAGACAAUCAGUGUGGAGCGGAAUGGCGCCUACAGGAAGUGCGAGGUCCAGCAGGUGGACUGCCUUUUGGUGAAGAUUUGUUUUCAGGGAGAAGAUGAACAUAAAGAGUGGCUUCACCGCGGCUCUUUCCGUCUGGAAGCCAACAUGUCGAAAUUUGCGGAGUUGGAGGCCAAGGAGAAUGCAACAAAAGAUACGUCACAGACUACAGGCGCACGGUCGAAGUCGAGAUCGAACCAUAAGGAUCCACCACUGUCUGAGCACAGCGCACCACAGUCACAAGCAGAAACAAACACAAGACGAAGAGGAAGAAAAGCGCGAAGCCCAGGUCAACGUCCACCUCCAGCUGGUUCGCAGCACGCCGAGAAGCCUGGUCCAUGACCGCCGAUUCGUCUCCAAUAGGAGGACUUCUGCACCUGGGGAUUAGUG
Messenger RNA from Thalassophryne amazonica, 2444 nucleotides. Its product is annotated as histone-lysine N-methyltransferase SETDB1-A-like. NCBI's taxonomy places the organism in Eukaryota, Metazoa, Chordata, Actinopteri, Batrachoidiformes, Batrachoididae. Gene Ontology annotation, molecular function: histone H3K9 methyltransferase activity. The transcript has 10 exons. Gene Ontology annotation, biological process: negative regulation of gene expression; heterochromatin organization. Bases 396 to 2396 code for a protein of 666 amino acids. The record is from RefSeq and is a predicted model, not a curated record. Gene Ontology annotation, cellular component: nucleus.